GUCAGUGAAUUCUCUUCCCGUCCCCUAAGGGAGGUGGGAGGAUCUGAUCAGCUGAUUUUGAGUUGUUCGUUGUGUGGAAUCUGAGUGUGUUCAUAUUCUGCCGUCUGUUACACAUAUUUUAUCUACCAUACCAUGUUGAAACCUAGAACACUGACUCAGAUCCUGAGUCAGGCUAAUACUGGAGGAGUUCAGUGUGCCUUACUGCUGAACUUGGAGGGAGCACUCUUAGCUUUUACAGGCUAUGGUGAUCGGGAUGCAAGAGUCACUGCUGCUAUUGCAAGUAACAUUUGGGCUGUGUACGAUAAAAAUGGACGAAAUGCCUUUUCAGAGGACAGGUUGAGCAUGGUUCUCAUGGAAUGUGAGGAUGGCAAAGUUUGUGUAACUCAAGUUGCUAACCUCCUCCUAUGUAUAUAUGCUAAGGAAAACGUAGGGUUUGGUAUACUGAAAGCCAAAACUCAAGCUCUGGCAAAGUACUUGGAUGGGCCUUUACGACAAGUUGCCACUGCAUGAUUUGGAAAUGAACUCUCUAAUUUAUUUGUAUGACAUUAGUAUGAUCAUUGUAUCUGUAUGUUAUAUUUUUUCUAAUACAUUUUGUAAGAAUUGUAGCUUUUCUUUAGAUUACACAAUACUGUAAAACAAGUUUCUUGUAAAGUUUAAGCAUAAGCCAGCAAAUUUUAUUGGAAUUUUGGUGCAUUAAUUUGCUUGUGUACAUAACAGUACUUUUUUUAAUUAAAGUGAAUAAUUUAAACUUCAAAUUGGUUUAACAUGUGCAUGGAUCACACUUGGAAUGUAAAAUUUCAUGGAUUACAAAAUAUGUAAUGUAAGGUUUUGCUGUAUACUUCAUAUAACUAAUAUACUUGGUAAUUUAUGUGCCAUAGGAUUAAUGUAACAAUAAAUUUCUAAUGAAAUAUA
Messenger RNA from Macrobrachium nipponense, 912 nucleotides. RefSeq names its product ragulator complex protein LAMTOR2-like. Gene Ontology annotation, cellular component: Ragulator complex. Gene Ontology annotation, molecular function: guanyl-nucleotide exchange factor activity; molecular adaptor activity. The coding region runs from base 133 to 510 and encodes 125 amino acids. NCBI's taxonomy places the organism in Eukaryota, Metazoa, Arthropoda, Malacostraca, Decapoda, Palaemonidae. The transcript is spliced from 3 exons. The record is from RefSeq and is a predicted model, not a curated record. Gene Ontology annotation, biological process: positive regulation of TOR signaling; cellular response to amino acid stimulus.